Messenger RNA from Meloidogyne enterolobii, 1014 nucleotides. The record is from the annotation of a GenBank genome assembly. NCBI's taxonomy places the organism in Eukaryota, Metazoa, Nematoda, Chromadorea, Rhabditida, Meloidogynidae.
AUGGUUCAGUGCUCAAGCAGCAAAAUGAAUGCAUCAAAGCUUGUCAAUUCUUUGCUUGGCUUAAGUCAUGUUCGAAUUCAGAAUGUGGAGACAGUUACAAAGAAACUUCAAUUAAUGGCACAAGCGAGCAGCAACAGACUUAUGACAAUCUCUGAUUUCGACUAUACUCUUUCUCGAUAUCACAAUAAUGGACAAAAAUGUGUUACUACACAUGGAUUGCUUGAAUAUGUUGCUGCCGAAAUCAAUCCUGAUUUUCAAAGACGUAUUUGUGAAUUGCGUGAUAAAUAUGUUGUGAUUGAAUACUGUCCUCAGACGUUGAUGGAAGAUAAAAUUCCUAUCAUGGAGCAAUGGUGGAGAGAGUCACAUGGAUUGAUUGAACAGUACAGACCGAAGAAAUCAAAAUUACGUGAUGCUGUGAAGCGUUCGCAGAAUGGCUGUGCUGAUUUUCUUUUAACUCUUCAUCAAGCAAAAGUUCCAGUUGUAUUAUUUAGUGCUGGAAUAGGGCAAAUAAUUGAAUUUGUUUUGGAGCAUCAAUGUGAUGAACGUCAAAUGGACGAAGCUUUUCGUCUCAGAGAUGUUCAUAUAAUCUCUAAUUUUAUGCAUUUUUCAUUAGAACAAGAAGAAGAAGAGGCAGAAUGUGUUGGAUUUGUUGAACCUUUAAUUCAUACUUUUAACAAAAAUUCGUCAGUAAUAUCACAAGAAGCCCCGUUUUUUAAAAGUAUUGCUGAAAGAACUUCUGUGUUAUUACUUGGAGAUAGUUUGGGAGAUGUUCAUAUGGAUGUUGGUGUUUGUCAGGAAUUAAUUGUUCUCAAAAUUGGCUUUCUUAAUUUCAACUUUGAUAGCCUUAUGGAACGUUAUAUGGAAGAAUAUGAUAUUGUUUUGGUUGAUGAUCAAACAAUGGAAAUCCCUUCAAAAAUAUUUUGUUAUAUUCAUAAUGAGGGUGAACAGGUUGAUAAUGGUAUUAUUGAUGGAUUUUCUGUUGAUAUGGAGAAAACAAUUGAGAAGGUUAAAUAA